AUGAAAACCUUAACACCUUUACUAAAAAAAAAAAUUGAUAUUUCAAACUGGAACAAACCGGAACAUAUACCAUUAGCAGAUGAACGUUUUAAUAUACCACAACGAGUCGACAUGGUAUUGUGUGUUGACAUAUUUUUUGAUAUUUUGGAGAAUGGUAAAAUUGCCUUAGGACGCAAUCGUCCCAUACUAACUAAUACACGUUUAGGCUGGAUUUUCGCGGGGACACUUCCACACCAUGCAAAUUCAAUUGCAUAUGUCAAGUGCAACGCAUUACAAAUGUCUAACGUUCAACAAAAUAAUCACCUGUCUGAUGCUAUUAAAGCAUUUUGGGAAAUUGAAAGUUUUAAGGAAUGUUCGCCAAAAUUAUCACAAGAAGAAGAGCAGUCUGAGUUACAUUUUCAAAAUAAUUUUACGAGGUUGCCAGACGGACGAUUUGGUGUAAAGUUGCCUUUCAAAUCAUCAAUAUCUUUAUUGGGUAAGUCUUACGCCAUUGCUUUUAAACGCUUUCUGGCACUUGAGAGAAAGUUUGAAACAAAUGAACAAUUACGUAGUGAUUAUACUAAAUUUAUAAAUGAAUAUAUUCAACUUUCACAUAUGGAAAUUGUACAAUCAUUUGAUUUUUCACAAUCACAUUACGUGUUACCGCACCACUGCCCCAAUAAACUUUCGAGUUCCACAAUAAAGUUACGCGUCGUAUUUGAUGCGUCAUCAUAA
Molecule: messenger RNA, 714 nt
Organism: Glossina fuscipes
Lineage: Eukaryota; Metazoa; Arthropoda; Insecta; Diptera; Glossinidae
Exons: 1
Coding region: 1-714 (237 amino acids)
Source: RefSeq, a predicted model, not a curated record